ACCGUGCGGUAGGGUGCAAGUUAUUGUACCGUACUACAGCCUUCGCAGAACCCCCAGCUCCUUUAAUAGUUCCCAUGUACCCAACUCUAAACACAAUGGCAGAAACAAUCGAACGCCUCUCCACUCCUCCGGAUACUGGUCCCACGUCUGAUUCAGCUCCGGCCUCUGCCGCACCGCCAUCCCUCGAUACCACACAACGCGGUCGCGUUGACAUCGCGUCUUCCCCACCCCCACGGGCAGCAUCACCCAUCGUGACAAUUGCAUCACUUGCCCAACGUUUCCAGAAUGAAACCCAACUCAACCACUACCUCCUCUCUCUCAGCAAAGCCGAACUUGCUGCAAUUAUCGUCUCCGAGGCAGGGAAAUCCCCCACCACCAUUCCCCCCGCCCACGAAAGCAACAAAUAUGCACACUGCGUCUACUGCCACGAAAUCUUCGACAAAGAAUACAAUGUCGGCUGCCAAGUAAAGCACUACGGUCAUCUCGAACAUAUCGACUAUGAUACCAACGAAUUCACCUGCUGUGGGCUUUCCCUUGAUUAUACGGAUUAUGAUUCGCAAUGCCAUGCGGCGCCAGAGGACGAAGAACCCUACUGCUAUGAGGGUGGGCACUGGGAUAGGCUUAUUAAUCAGGACGAUCACCAGGAGGGGACCUGGUGGCAGGGGUGGGAGGGGAGCCGCAGGACUUGUGGGGACAUGGGGUGUCGGGGGAUGGUUAAUCCGAAGAAGCGGAGGUGAGCUUUAUCUUGUGCUCGUUUUCCUGUUUCGUGAGGUUGCUUGCUUGCGGGUUUGUCUCGGGUCUCAUUCAGAGGUUUAGGCAUUAUUGAAUGGAACGCACCGAUCCACCGAAUCCUUGAAGCGAUGGAGGGCUAAGUGGUGGUGCGGGAAACCUAUUUUCCUGUUUUCCCUUUUUUCUCUAUGGCUUUUCGGAGGCUUUCCUGCUUGUAACCCAAUUGAGCUAUCCAGGGGUCAGUACGUGGAGGGGGGGUAUUUAUAUGGGAUCAGGUUUUCCCGGUCUUUAAUUUCUGAGGAGAAUAUAGCUAGGGGGUCUUUCUCUGUCCAUUCAAGUUUAAGAAGAGUACUAUACAUCCCGAGCGAUACCAAGCGAUUUCAUACUACAAACUCUUGCUGGAUGGAUGUGGCUCCAGAGGACCAGGCUCCAUAUCAAAUACCCGACGCCAAUAAUCAGUUGUUUUGGGUAGAGGAACAACAGGGGUGUGGUCAAAGAGUAAAGAGAGCGAAAUAAGACAUGGCGAUUCCACCAACA
Molecule: messenger RNA, 1266 nt
Organism: Tuber aestivum (summer truffle)
Lineage: Eukaryota; Fungi; Ascomycota; Pezizomycetes; Pezizales; Tuberaceae
Source: the annotation of a GenBank genome assembly